This is a messenger RNA of Amphimedon queenslandica, 4543 nucleotides long. RefSeq names its product probable global transcription activator SNF2L2. The transcript is spliced from 28 exons. Lineage: Eukaryota; Metazoa; Porifera; Demospongiae; Haplosclerida; Niphatidae. Gene Ontology annotation, cellular component: nucleus. Gene Ontology annotation, biological process: regulation of DNA-templated transcription. The record is from RefSeq and is a predicted model, not a curated record. The coding region runs from base 22 to 4467 and encodes 1481 amino acids. Gene Ontology annotation, molecular function: ATP binding; histone binding.
GUAUACUGUAAAUUGGUAAAAAUGGCGGCUUCUGGAGGAGCUCCUCCAACAGUGUCUCCCUUUACAGGAGGAGGCGGGAGCGGUCCAGGGGGACCUCCAAUGGGUAGUAACAUGUCUCUUUAUCAACAGGUCCCGCCUAACAGCAGUCUUCCUCCUGGAAUGAGAGGUGGAAUGCAAGAUGUGGACUCGAUGUACAGUAUGGGUGGGGCUCAGAUGAUGGGCGGAGCUUAUGGCGGUCACAUGCCCCCCGGGGGAAUGGUACACGUACCUCCAAAUGUCGGAAUUGGUUCAUACUCGAACCCAAGUAUGGGACUCCGCCCACAUUUAAAACCGCCCACGAACCUCUCGGCGAUUCAAAUGAAGUUAUUGAGCGCUCAGAUUAAAGCGUAUCGGUGUCUCGCUCGUAACAUGCCCCUCCCAGAUCAGAUUAAAAAUCUCGUUAUGAGUCAUGCCGCUAAUGUGAGUAGCCAUGCCCCCUCCUCGUCAUCAGAUACAACUUUAUCACGAUCGUCUCCAAAGCCACCUCCCGUUACCGGGGGCAACCAGGCUACCAGAGCGACCGAGGAAGUGAAGAGUGAGGAGGGAAAAGGAGGAGGAGGGGGAAAAGUUGAGGGUGCGCCUGUCGCUGGUAAGGGCCAGGCUCAAUUGAAACAGGUUAAACUAGUACCGACUGGUAAACCGCCAGGGAUUGAUCCUGAGAUUAUACUGAAAGAGAGAGAGGCGAGGAUUAAAGCUAGGAUAGCUCAUCGUAUCGUUGACCUCCAGUCCAUACAAGGCGGCACUCUUCCUGACCCCACCCUCCGCAAGGCAAUGAUAGAACUAAGAGCGCUUCGUCUCUUGGAGUUCCAGCGUCAAUUACGGGCCGAGAUCCUUUCUCACGCUCGACGUUCGACGACUUUGGAGACAGCGUUGAAUUUGAGAGGAUAUAAGAGACCAAAGAGGCAGAGUCUGAGGGAAGCGAGGAUAACUGAGAAGCUGGAGAAACAGCAAAAAGUGGAGCAGGAGAGACGGAAGAGACAAAAGCAUCAGGAGUUUUUAUCCAGUGUUCUCCAGCAUGCUCGUGAUUUUAAAGAGUUCCAUCGACUCAAUAUAGGAAAGAUGUCAAAGUUAGGGAAGGCAGUCCUCAAUCAUCAUGCUACAUUAGAGAGGGAGCAGAAGAAAGAGCAAGAGAGAUUGGAGAAGGAAAGACUCAGGAGACUAAUGGCUGAAGAUGAAGAAGGCUACAGAAAACUGAUUGACAAGCAGAAGAACAAGCGAUUGGCUUAUCUCUUGCAACAAACUGACGAAUACAUUGAGAGCCUUAUUGAAAUGGUGAAGAAACACAAAGACGAUCUAAUGGCACUUAAGAAAAGGAGAAAAUCAUCUCGUAGGGGAACUGUAUCAGAAGGUCAAAGUGGCGAUAAGGAUCCAAAUGAGAGAGUGACAGUCAUUGAGACUUCAACUGGUAACAAGCUGAGCGGAGAGGAAGCUCCGAAGAGGGAGGAGCUGGAGGCAUGGCUUAAAGAGCAUCCUGGAUACGAAGUGAUUGAAGAAGAAAACUCUGACGAAGAAACAGAGGACGAUGAUGAUGCUAUUAAAGCCACAAGCCCUACCCCCACCACACCAGGUGCUACUGAUAUUGAUCCUAAUGAUCCUACCGCCAUCAUUGCUAAGGCGAGUGCUAACGCUGACGAUGAGUACUCAUCAAAAACCUCCGAUAAGAACUAUUACUCUAUUGCUCACACUUUCCGUGAGUCUAUUGAGAAGCAACCGACGCUACUUCAGUUUGGGACGUUGAAGGAAUAUCAGAUUAAAGGUUUGGAGUGGCUGGUGUCUCUGUACAACAAUAAUCUCAAUGGUAUAUUAGCUGAUGAGAUGGGACUGGGUAAGACUAUACAGACAAUAGCACUGGUGACUUACCUCAUGGAGAAUAAGGGGAACAAUGGACCUUUUCUUAUCAUCGUACCACUAUCAACCCUCUCCAAUUGGGAUCUUGAGUUUGAUCGUUGGGCCCCAUCAGUCGUUCGUGUAGUAUGGAAGGGACCUCCCCUUGUCAGACGUAGCCUUGCGAAUCAAAUCAAGUCAGUCCGGUUUAACGUGUUGCUGACCACCUACGAGUAUGUGAUGAAAGACAAGGGUCCGCUAUCAAAGACAAAAUGGAAGUACAUGAUUAUUGACGAGGGACACAGAAUGAAGAACCAUCACUGCAAACUGACGCAGAUAUUGAACCAGUACUACGAAGCACCACACAGACUCUUAUUGACUGGUACUCCUCUACAGAACAAUCUCCCUGAGUUAUGGGCUUUGCUUAAUUUCCUCCUUCCAACCAUUUUCCAGUCCUGCAAUAACUUUGAGCAGUGGUUUAACGCACCUUUUGCAAUGACAGGAGAAAAGGUUGAGCUAAAUGAAGAGGAGAAGAUUCUAAUCAUAAGACGUCUUCACAAAGUUUUGCGGCCAUUUUUAUUGCGACGAUUAAAGAAAGAAGUUGAAAAUCAGCUACCAGAUAAAGUUGAGUAUGUUAUAAAGUGUGAUAUGUCGGCACUUCAGAGACAAAUGUAUGUUCACAUGCAAAAGAAAGGUAUCCUGCUAACUGAUGGAUCUGAAACCAACAGGAAGGGUAAAGGAGGUGCUCGGGCCCUCAUGAAUACCAUUAUGCAGUUGCGUAAAAUCUGUAACCAUCCUUUCAUGUUCGAAGAGAUUGAAGAUGCCAUCUUAGAGCACCAGGGACUCUCAGGAAACACUCCCAAUGCCUCCAUUGCUACUACAGCUGAUCUUUAUAGAGCCUCAGGUAAAUUUGAGCUCUUGGAUAGGAUGCUGCCGAAAUUUAAGGAGACGGGACAUCGAAUAUUACUGUUCUGUCAGAUGACACAGUUGAUGACUAUAAUGGAGGAUUACCUCCAAUGGAGAGGAUACUUAUACUUGCGUCUUGAUGGUGCUACCAAAGCUGAUGAUCGUGGCCAAUUGCUUGAACUCUUCAAUGCUCCCAACUCACCUUACUUCCUGUUCCUACUCAGCACCAGGGCAGGAGGGCUGGGUCUCAACCUUCAAGUGGCCGAUACUGUCAUCAUAUUUGAUUCUGAUUGGAAUCCUCAUCAAGAUCUCCAAGCUCAGGACAGAGCCCAUCGUAUUGGUCAGAAGAAUGAAGUCCGAGUCCUGAGACUCUGUACAGUAAACAGUGUUGAAGAGAAGAUUCUAGCAGCUGCCAAGUAUAAACUGAACGUUGACGAGAAGGUCAUUCAAGCUGGAAUGUUUGAUCAGAAAUCAACCGGAAGUGAAAGGAAGGCCUUCCUGGUCGCCAUAUUGGAGGACGAACAGGCGGAGGAGGAGGAGCAAGAGGUUGCUGAUGACGAAGCUCUUAAUGACAUGAUUGCAAGGAAUGAAGAGGAAUUGGAAUUAUUUCAGAGGAUGGAUUUGGAGAGAGCUGCAAGAGAAGCUAUGGAUCCCAGCCUGCGUCAUAAACCACGCCUCAUUCAAGAAGAUGAGCUGCCAUCUUGGUUGCUACGGGAUACAGAGGAGGUGGAGCAAAUGGCCUUUGAAGAGAAUGAGGAACGUCUUUUUGGAUUAGGGAAGAGACAGCGUAAAGAGGUUGAUUAUUCUGAAGCACUGACAGAGAAGCAAUGGGUGAAGGCACUGGAAGAUGGAACAUUAGAGGAGGUUGAAGAAACAAAAAAGAACAGAAAGAAAAGGAAGAGGAAGGAUAUUGCAUUAUUAGGAGAAGAGACAAAGAGUAAGAAGAGGAAGAAAGCUACUGCUGGUGUAUCAGCAAAGCUAACUCGUUUAUUAAUUAGUCUAUGGGAAGCAGUUGUAGCUUAUCAGGAUAGCACCAACCGAAGGAUCAGCGAAAUAUUCAUGGUCCUUCCCACCAGGAGGGAACUCCCUGAGUACUAUCAGAUUAUAAAGAAACCCAUUGAUUUAAAGAAGAUCAAAGAUAAGAUCAUGAAACAGAAGUAUCAGUGUCUCUCUGACAUGGAGGAUGAUGUGAUACUGCUCUGUGGUAAUGCUAGGACUUAUAAUGAAGAAGGAUCGCAGAUAUAUACUGAUUCUAUCGAGCUUGAGAGAGUAUUCAUGGAAGCAAAGGCACAACUUGAUGUAGAUGAAUAUGGAGGAGUUGAUAGUGAUGAUGAAAGACAAGUGUCUGUUGAAGUUGACGACUAUAAUUCUGAUACAUCUGAUGUGUCAUUAAACAGGCAUCACAGUGGUAGCAGUAUGUCCAAUACUCCCGCCCCCUCAGGGGGUGGAGCUUCAGUCAGUGGAUCAUUACCUCCCAGUGUAGCACGAAGUACUAGUAGCAGUAGUAAAGCCAGGAGGUCUCGUAAGGGACGUCCUAAGAAACACGAGAGGGUACCGUUGAUUAUAGAAUCUGAUAAUGAGGAGAGUGCUCCGGUAACUCCUGAGUUUAUAACUGGUUCACCUGCUUCCUCUUAUACUUCAUCUCUUGUGCCGUCUCCGGCUUCAUCUUCAACCUCUUUCUCUCGCCGGAAAUAUUGAAAUACAUACUCUUAAUUAGGAACUUAUAACGAUUACCAUUUCAGGAUCAAUAAUUUAAUCAUUUUCAUUACUUUUA